AUGGUCCAGGUCACCAUCACCCCUCCGAUGCACGCGAACGUGCACUCCAGUGCGAUCGUCUCGAAGCUGCGCUACUCCAAGACGUUCACGCAGGAGGUGGCCGAGCGGCUCAACUUCGUCGGUGGCAUCAAGGAUCAAGACAGGCCGCGCGCCGCCUGGGCGCGGGAGAAAGGGUGA
Messenger RNA from Prorocentrum cordatum, 177 nucleotides. The record is from the annotation of a GenBank genome assembly. NCBI's taxonomy places the organism in Eukaryota, Dinophyceae, Prorocentrales, Prorocentraceae.